Molecule: messenger RNA, 2032 nt
Organism: Diprion similis
Lineage: Eukaryota; Metazoa; Arthropoda; Insecta; Hymenoptera; Diprionidae
Gene: Bx42
Product: puff-specific protein Bx42
Exons: 8
Coding region: 208-1848 (546 amino acids)
Biological process (GO): mRNA splicing, via spliceosome
Cellular component (GO): spliceosomal complex
Source: RefSeq, a predicted model, not a curated record
GCCCUUUGGCAUUGCGUUAGGCCUUAAUUAUCUGAAAUCGGAUAAUACGGCCACUAUAAAAAUUGCUGUCGAUUUUAGAGAACUGUUAUUUCAAUCCCACUUGAACGUAAAAGAAAGGCCAAAAGCAACAAAUGGGUAACCAUCGCUUCAGCAUCGAUUGAUUACUUUGUAAACGCUUUGUGUGUGUCGUUUAGGAACCAAGAUUGAAUGAACAAAAUGUCGCUAACAAGUUUGCUACCUGCACCGACCCAGGCUGUUUGGGAUCGUGAAGAUGAGGCAAGGGAACAGAAGCUCCGGCAGAGACCGGUCUCUGCUCUUGUUAAAGCUGUGGUAACAGCUCCGCCCUAUGGGCAAAGAAAAGGAUGGGUACCGCGCAGUGCAGAGGACUUUGGAGAUGGCGGAGCGUUUCCGGAGAUCCAGGUCGCUCAGUAUCCUCUUAGCAUGGGAAUGAAAGGAAAGGAAGCCACCAGCAAUGCGCUUGCUGUGCAGCUCGAUGCGCAGGGAAAAGUGAAGUACGAUAUGAUCGCUAGACAAGGACAUUCCAAAGACAAGAUUGUCUAUACCAAACUGAGCGAUCUGCUUCCCUCUGAAAUAACGACCGAAGAUGAUCCUGCACUGCAGCGUCCCUCCGGCGAUGAUAUCGACGAAAUCACCGAAAAAACACGGAGAGCUCUUGAGAAAAUAACUGAAUCUAAAAUAGCAGCGGCUAUGCCAGUUCGGUGCGCAGAAAAGCAGGGACCUGCUCAAUAUAUUCGUUACACCCCGUCGCAGCAGGGACAGUCAUUCAACUCCGGUGCUAAGCAGAGGGUGAUCAGAAUGGUAGAGGCACAAGUCGAUCCCAUAGAACCACCGAAAUUCAAAAUUAACAAAAAGAUCCCUCGCGGACCUCCGUCGCCACCUGCUCCCGUCAUGCAUUCCCCAACGAGAAAAGUUACUGUUAAAGAGCAGAAGGAGUGGAAGAUUCCUCCCUGCAUUAGUAAUUGGAAGAACGCUAAGGGUUACACCAUCCCUCUUGAUAAACGUCUAGCUGCCGAUGGUCGUGGCUUGCAACAGGUUCACAUAAACGAGAAUUUUGCCAAACUGGCCGAAGCUCUUUACAUUGCGGACAGAAAAGCUCGUGAAGCGGUGGAAAUGCGCGCACAAUUGGAAAGGAAAUUGGCACAGAAAGAAAAGGAAAAGAAAGAAGACAAUCUGCGUCAGCUCGCGCAAAAGGCUAGGGAGGAACGAGCUGGAAUAAAGUCUGCUGCGGCGCUUGACAAGGCUGGGGAAUCGCGAGAGCGUGAUCAAUUACGUCAAGAACGUCACAAGGAUAGAGCACGAGAUCGUAAUUUGGCUCGUGCCGCUCCUGACAAGCGUUCGAGACUGCAACGCGAACGCGAACGUGAUAUAAGCGAACAAAUCGCGCUGGGAUUGCCGGCAAAAUAUGUUCCUAAUUCCGGAGAGGCGCAGUUUGAUCAGCGUCUAUUUAAUACAACGAAGGGAAUGGACAGUGGCUACGGCCACGAGGAUGAGUACAACGUCUAUGACAAACCCUGGAGGGACUCGAGCUCAAUUGGAUCACACAUAUAUCGACCUAGCAAAAAUAUUGACAAGGAUAAUUACGGUGAUGAUCUGGAAAAACUUGUCAAGACAAAUAGAUUCGUUCCUGACAAAGAAUUCAGCGGAACCGAUAGAUUCGCGACGCGAUCUGGUCCUGUGCAGUUUGAAAAGGACGAAGAAGAUCCGUUCGGUCUUGAUCAGUUCUUGACCCAAGCUAAACGCGCGAGCAGCAGCACAACUACUACAACAAAACGCAAGGAUGACCGAGAUCAACGACGGGACGAUCGCGACAAACGCAGAAAACACUAAUCUAAUCCUCAUCGUUAAUGUAAUUUUAUAUUACACAUUUACGAGUGCUUUUUUUUUGUACCCGUACAAAAGAGUAAAAUUCAAUCUUUUCACAUAAUUGUAAUUUACAAUCUACAGUACCAAUUACUGUCUUCACUACUGUACGCAUUCUUAUUACAUAAUUAAUAAUAAUAAUAAUAAUAAU